Zychaea mexicana is the source of this 2931-nucleotide messenger RNA. Its product is annotated as vacuolar protein sorting-associated protein 35. Lineage: Eukaryota; Fungi; Mucoromycota; Mucoromycetes; Mucorales; Lichtheimiaceae. The coding region runs from base 1 to 2931 and encodes 976 amino acids. Gene Ontology annotation, biological process: intracellular protein transport; retrograde transport, endosome to Golgi. The record is from RefSeq and is a predicted model, not a curated record. The transcript is spliced from 10 exons. Gene Ontology annotation, cellular component: retromer complex; retromer, cargo-selective complex; late endosome.
AUGGACAAUAACUUUGCGCCAAACUCGCCGGCGCCUGCAAGCGAUCAGAACAGGCUUUUGGAUGAAGUUGUGAAUGUGGUCAAGGUGCAAGCCCACCAAAUGAAGAAAUGCUUGGACAACAAUCGUUUGAUGGACGGUCUCAAACAUUGCUCUAACAUGCUUGCAGAAUUACGUACUUCAGCCUUGACGCCUAAAAAUUAUUAUGAACUAUAUAUGGCGAUCUUCGAUGCAUUGAGACACUUGAGCAUCUAUCUCACAGAAGCGCAUCAAAGCGGACGACAUCAUUUGGCCGAUUUGUAUGAACUUGUUCAAUACGCGGGCAACAUCGUUCCACGAUUAUACUUGAUGAUCACGGUAGGAGCUGCGUAUAUGGGCAUGGGCGAUGCUCCAAUCAGAGAAAUUAUGCGGGAUAUGAUGGAAAUGUCGCGUGGCGUCCAGCAUCCUAUUCGUGGUCUGUUUCUACGCCACUAUCUCAGUGGAUUGACGCGUGAUUAUCUUCCAGAAGGUGAAAGCAAAGGACCAGAAGGAAAUGUGCAAGAAUCAAUCGAAUUCGUCCUUACAAACUUUACUGAGAUGAACAAGUUAUGGGUACGAUUACAGCAUCAAGGCCAUUCUCGCGAUCGUGAAAAAAGAGAAGCAGAGCGUAAGGAGUUGCGCAUUUUAGUUGGUACGAAUCUCGUCCGUUUGAGUCAAUUGGAAGGCGUCGAUCUCGAAACGUACAGAACGAGCAUUUUACCAGGUGUCUUGGAUCAAGUUGUCAGCUGUAGGGAUGUCAUUGCCCAAGAGUACCUUAUGGAAGUCAUUAUCCAGGUGUUCCCUGACGAAUUUCAUCUUCGUACGUUGCAACCAUUCUUAUCAGCGACCGCACAACUUCAUCCCAAAGUCAAUGUCAAGCAGAUCAUCAUUGCCCUCAUCGACCGCUUAGCAGCAUAUGCCGCGCGUGAAGCGGAUGUUGAAGUUUCUCAGGAGAAAAGACGUGCAGAAGAAGAUGCAGUGCGUCGUGCUGUCUUGGCAAAGAAACGACAAGCUAAUGGUGAACCAGAGCCCGAGCAAUCGCUGGCACCGGCAACAACUGAAGAGAAGGAGGAGAGCAAACCUGAAGUAGAAGAAGAAAAGAAGGAAGAAGAAACAGGAGAUGAUGAAGAAUCUGCUGCCGUCAAGAAUGAGGAGGAAGUAGAAUCGCCACUCAAUAACCCAGAUGCAGAGCCUGAUGAAAACAAAGAAGAUGAAGAGGCUCAGAAAGAAGAUGACAAGGAGGACACGGCGCCAGCAGCUACUGUUGAACAGCCAUUGCAAGAGGAAAGCGAGGAAAAUGGAAAGAUUAAGAAGGAAGAAGAGACUGAGGAGGAUUCCGUCAAACGGAUUCGUGGUAUUCCGGAAGAUGUUGAAUUAUUCCAAGUCUUUUGGACUCAAAUUGUGGAGCUUGUCAAGGUGCGACCUGAUUUAUCCAUCCAAGAUUUGACGGCACUGCUUGUUUCCUUGAUUAACUUGUCCUUGUCGUGCUAUCCCACCAAGCUCAACUAUGUGGAUCAAAUUCUUGCCUUUGCUAAGGAAAAGAUGACCGAGUAUUCCGACUCGCCUGAUCUGCAUUCCAAGGCCACUGAAGCAAGCUUAUUGGCCCUGCUGCUUGCCCCUAUCAAUCAGUACACGUCUGUGCUUACCUUGCUGGCUCUAGAAAACUAUCAACUUUUGCUCGCACUCCAGCCGUUCACAACACGGCGGGCUGUUGCACAUGCCGUCAUUUCCAGCGUGCUAAAGAACGAGACAAUCAUUGGUACUCCCGAUGAUGUAUAUGGCGUAUUGGAGCUGUGCCAAGUACUCCUGUGUGACCAGAAGGAUGCACCAGUUGCUACCACCACAGCCGCUUCGCCAACGUAUGCACGUGGCAAGAAGCCUGAGUUCACCAGUAUUGAAGAAGAAGAAUAUGUUGAGGAGCAAGGAUGGAUUGCGAAGAUGGUUCACCUUCUUAGAUCGGACAACGAAGAUACACAAUUCUUGCUUUUGUCCCAAGCGCGAAAACAAUUAGCAAAUGGCGGCGACCGUAUCCGAUUCACGUAUCCAUCGCUUGUCGUCUCCGCCGUCAAAUUGGCAAGACGGUAUCGAUUACAAGAGUCUCAGGAUGAGGUUUGGGAAAAGAAAACAUCAACACUAUUUCGAUUCAUCCACCAAGUCGUUUCCACACUCAACCACAAGUGCGACUCGCCUGACAUUUGCCUGCGUCUAUUCUUGCUUGCAGGACAAAGCGCUGACGAAAGCCGCUUUGAAGAAAUCGCGUAUGAAUUCUUUGUGGAAGCAUUUACCAUUUACGAAGAGGCUAUUUCCGAGUCCCGUGCCCAAUUUCAAGCAAUCAUCAGCAUUGUCGGUGCUCUGCAACAAACGCGUGUUUUCUCAGCAGACAAUUAUGACACAUUGAUUACGAAGGCGGCACUGCAUAGUGCUAAAUUAUUGAAAAAGCCAGAUCAGUGCCGUGCUGUAUACCUUUCAUCGCACCUGUGGUGGAUGACGGAACGAUCAGAAGAUGAUGAUAGAGAGCAGCUGUUCAGAAACGGCAAGCGUGCUCUUGAAUGUUUGCAAAAGGCGCUCAAGAUAGCUGACAGCUGUAUGGAUGCGGCAACAAAUGUGGAACUGUUUGUCGAAAUAUUGAACCAAUACAUUUAUUAUUUCGAACGUGGCAAUGAUGCGGUAACGCCAAAGUACCUCAAUGGCCUUAUCGACUUAAUUAACACUAACCUCAGCAACAUGGAUAACCCGGACCAGCAUCCUCCCGCUGCCAAUUCAUCAUCCCUCGUCGAGCACAAUGGCCAAGUAGCCGAGUAUGCACACCGACAUUUCCGCGCUACACUGGCACAUUUGCAGCAACGAAAAGCUGGAUCCUCAAGUAAUGAAUGGGAGGGUGCAAAAUACAGUGAGAUUGAUGCAGGCGACUUGUAA